AUGGCGACGGAAAAGAGAGUGGGAUGGUCGUCUAACUUAGUGGGAAACCCAAACGAUGGGCCGUGGUGGGGGUUUGAAACACAUACAUACUUCGCCUGCCAGAAAAAUAUACAAAUCCGGGGUCAGACACCAAGGUCCCUGAAUUGCUCGGCGACUUGGGUUUCUCUCAUCGAGCCUGCGACCGGUGCCAUGGCCAAAAGUUGCGUUAAUACUCAGCAGCAGCAGUCUCAACCCCAUGCCAAUGGUGAUAGUACACGACAGCAUCAUGUCAAUCAAGAACAAGGCCCGAAUGAUACCAACGACGAGCAUUCAGACCACUUCGAUUAUCUGCCGACGAGUUUGCUGGAUAUGCCGACCGACUUGAAUCUUGGAAUGGAUCCUUCCUCGUUACAAGCCGAUAUCCAUCCUGCACUGACGGGUCCAUACGGUCCCGGAGGCAGUCUCCACACGAGUCAACCGUCAUGCCCUCAACCAUCGUCUCAUCUGAGGACUGCUGAACAAGCGGGACAGACACGCUGGAGGGACGCUCCCAAUCCAGAUACGUCUGACGACUUGUACGACUUCUCCUUACCUGCUACGAUGCGCUCCUCCUUCCCCCCGACCUAUCACAGACAUCGUGGUCAAGAACUGGAUCCUUGCGGUGGCACUGGAAGAGAAAUCCGAGGCACGAGAAACAAAGUAUAUGAUUCGCACUCUCGGUUUGACAUUUGA
Messenger RNA from Aspergillus fischeri NRRL 181, 711 nucleotides. RefSeq names its product Zn(II)2Cys6 domain-containing transcription factor fumR (gene fumR). The transcript is spliced from 4 exons. The record is from RefSeq and is a predicted model, not a curated record. NCBI's taxonomy places the organism in Eukaryota, Fungi, Ascomycota, Eurotiomycetes, Eurotiales, Aspergillaceae. The coding region runs from base 1 to 711 and encodes 236 amino acids.